AACCCGCCGGAAAAAUGCACGAAAAGCUCCGGUUGUGUGCUGUGAGAGAAUGACAAGGGGAAAGGAAGAGAAAUAUCGGACGCGUGAAGGUCUGAUCUAAUGAAACAUGAGUGUAUGUCUGAGUAAAGGUCGAUUCGAGCAGUUAUGGUGCCACGCGCGCGUUUGAAAGAGGCGUUUGAUUUCUGGGUCUGAGUGAUUAUUUGAAUGACGUUAGGAGUUUCUUUGACAGGCCUUGGAUAAGUUAUCAGAGUCGUCUUCAGCAUCGGACAUCGUCAGAGGUUCAUUUUUUGAUCUCGCCCGUGUUUGUGUCUGUGACGUUGUGGACAUGAAGAGGGUUAAUAGUUUCCAGAGGUUUAUGAACAGCCGGGCGGCUGCCAACUGCCGUUACAAACCCACAUGUUAUGAGCACGCGGCCAACUGCUACACCCACGCCCUCUUGAUCGUCCCAGCGUUUGUGGGCAUGGCUCUGUUAUACCGGCUGUCCGAUGAUCGCUGGGAACGCAUCACGGCCUGGGUGUACGGCAUGGGUCUGAUCGGCCUGUUCCUCGUCUCCACCGUCUUUCACAUCAUCUCGUGGAAAAAGAGCCACAUGAGGAACAUGGAGCACUGCUUCCACAUGUGUGACCGAGUGGUUAUAUACUUCUUCAUCGCUGCCUCUUAUACGCCGUGGCUGAAUCUACGCGAGCUCGGCCCUCUCGCCGCUCACAUGAGAUGGUUCGUGUGGCUGAUGGCAGCCGCGGGAACAAUCUAUGUGUUUAACUAUCAUGAGCAGUAUAAAUUAGUGGAGUUGGCCUUCUAUCUGACCAUGGGUUUUUUCCCGGCUCUGGUGGUGACAUCAAUGAGCAACACAGAUGGAUUGUAUGAGCUGGCAUUCGGGGGUUUCGUCUACUGUCUGGGCGUCGUCUUUUUCAAAUCGGACGGCGUGAUUCCGUUCGCUCACGCCAUCUGGCACGUGUUUGUGGCGCUGGCUGCCUCCAUCCACUACUACGCCAUCUGGAAAUACCUGUACCGCAGUCCCCUGCCCGAGGACAUCAGAGAUGCCUGAACACCUCUCCUCAUCCUUUCCUCUGACAUGCGUCUUUCUCACGCCACCUCUGUCUCACUCACGCCACCUCUGUCUCACUCACUCCAUGCUAACACCACAGUGAACGUCAACUAGCAAAGUUUACCAGUACGACCGUGCAAUGUUUACGGUUUUAUAACCAACCCGGAACCGUGCGUGUGUGUAGUACAGUACUGAAUGAACAAUGUGUGUGUGUUUCAUUUUUGUCAGUAUUGUGUAAAUAUUGUAGUGAAAACACUAUGAAUUGCUUUCUUGAAACGUUUGUAAUGAUUUGUGAGCAUUCUGACACACGCAUACACACAUUUGGUAUAAAUGCGUAUCUCAUGUAAUGAAUCAUUUUGAGAUAUUCAUGUUCUCUGGUUUAGUUUGCAGGACAUAAAGUGUAUUUUUGCAUCAAAACUCACUCACUUUUACCUCAGCCGGUUGUUUUCUACAAAGUGCUUGUGGUGUUUUCUACACUCUGGACGUUUUCUUCCCUCAUAUUCGGCUCCUGCACUUUCAGCAGAUUUGUGAAGUGUUGCGCAGGGCGUUUUUUUUCUGUGCUGCACUUUUGUAACGCAGAACCACUUUGAUAUUCAAUUUUUAUCAUGGGAGUGUGUUUGUGUUUGAGAGGGGUGCAAACUCGAAAUCAACUUUUGUAUUACAAUGUCAGCAGCUGGUGUUCAUGCACAGGCAGGUUUACAAAAUGUUACGGAUUUUUGCGGCCGCACGAAACACCUUGCCAUGUUUCUGAAAUCUGGCGGGAUUUAUAAUGACGAAAUAUUGAAAGAGUUACGAUCGGUUACGAUCUCGUGACAUAAAAGUCUAGGUUUCCUCACAAUACCAGAAGAAAAACACAGUUUGCAUCACAUUUAGCCUAUUUUUACCUUUUUGCAUUGGUGUUUUUUGCAGUUUUUCAAUAUUGGUGUGUGGUUUUUUAUAGGAUGAUGAUGAUUUAGAUUUUUAGUCACAUAACUCAUGAUAUUUCAUCAGCCAAAGCGCUUGUGAACAGUUGAACAAAUUUCACUAACUGGACUUUAUUUCCCAUGAUCCUCCUCACGUGCAUAGGCAUGAUGGGAAAUUAAGUGUAGAUUCUUUAAGGCCUCGGCAUCUUCAUUCCAAAGACCGUGUUGUGUUUCUCUUGCAUUUCUGCAGAAAACAUGUGUGACACUGUGAAUUGAAUCGGCUGUGAUCGGUUCAGUUUGAUCCUGUGAUCUGAUUUCAGAGCUCCGAUGAUGUUAAAGUGUAAAGCUGCAGCCGUGUCUGUUUUUUCUUGCGUAUUUAAAUGAAUGCUUCUGUGAAAUAUUUCACCGCGUUUCAUUUGUGAGAGUGUUUGGACUGCAUGUUUUUGAUGAACUGUACUCGGGGACAAACUGACUUUUGUAAAACUUUCUACAUCUGUUUUGGCACAUGAUUCUUCUGCAGUGGUCUUUUCCAGUCGGACUUUAAACUUCUGGCGCGUCUGCUGUUCUCAUACACACGGUGUUUUGGUGCUGGCGUCACGAGACUGUACGUGUCCAGGAUUUAAGUUUUAAUAAAACACAGCAGCAACAGAACUCGGAUUUCUCUGUUUGGUUUUCAAGUUGAGAUUUUAGAGGAUUUACUUCUGUAUGAUUUGGCAUGUGUUUCAGCAGAAUACAUUGACAUCCACCGUUAACAAAGAAGUAUACUUGAAUAUAUAUUCAAGUGUGCUAUACUUUAAAAAUAAAGCAUACUUUUCUAUUCAAUGUAUAAGUUACAUUUAAAUAUAUUUGGCUACUUGUACUUAAUCUGAACUACUUAAAGUGCAGUUAAAUUACAUAUUGAAACAUAGUGUGCUUAAAGUGCUGUAUAAAUAAUAUGUAACUAGUCAGUGUAUGGCAAGUUACUUUGAAAAAGUAAUUACUAGUUACUAAUUACAUAUUAAAUUGUGUAAUAGAUUACUGUACAAAUGACUCCAAAAAGUAUUGAAUUACUUAUUACUAAUUACUUUCUAUAUCCUACAUCAACUUUGAUUAGUUAAGUGAUUCAAGGAUAGACAUGAAAUGGCUCUUUUAAUUCAUUCAUAUAAAUAAACUACAUAAAGUAGUAUUAUUAACUGACCAUAGUAUUACAAAUGUGAGAAUUAUGCAUUAAAGCACAGAUUUUAAGUUAGACUUUGAAUUUUGAUGUCAAUUCCACUAUUGCUUAUUACACACAUUAUUUAGUUUAUUUACAUCAGAAGUAACUGUAAUUAAAUUACAGAAAAAAUAAGAGUAAUCCCUUACUUUACUUUUUCAGGGGGAAAGUAAUUAAAUUACAGUAGCUAUUUACUUAGUAACUAGUUACACCCAACACUGUAUAUAGUACACAACACUUCAGAACUAAAGGCAGCUUUUGAACUAAAGUUAAAAUUGGUGACAUUUUUAAAGUGAAAUCAAAUUGAACUACAUUUGUUGAACUUCAAACUGAACGUUAUUUGAACUUGAAUAUGUUAAACGGACUUAAAACAUGUUAGUUGAACUUAAUUCUACUUUAUUUUAUGCGUUUAAGUGACUUGUAAAGUCCAAUUUCAUUUAACUUAAAAACUAGUUCAGAAGCUGCCUUUAAUUCUGUGAUGUUAAUUUCACUUGAAGAAAACCUACAAGUAUAUUCAAAGCUACUGAACUAGUAGUUUAUUAAGAGUAUGCUUCGAAGUGUAUGUUCAUAAACUAAAAAUGUAAAUAAUGUUUACGUUAACUAAAAACAUAUUGCAAGUACAGUACAUUUAACUUACUAGUACAUUGAUAUUAGUUUACUACUAACAACCUAGUUCAUUAAAUGAACUUGACUUAUGUUUUGUAAGUGUGAGCUGAGCUCUCGGCAGGUAUCGUUUAUGAUUUUAAACUGAGGCUGAAUUUGCUCCACCAUCUUUUGUCCAUUUCAUCUUUUUUGUGUGUGUGAAUUAACAAAGUCCUACUCUAAAAGACUUAUAAAGUAUGAAAACUACACACAACCAAAUGACACCUCGAGAAGGACUUGAGAGAAAAACUGAAGACUUUAUUGGAUACUAAAUUUACAUUGAAGGAUUCCGUAGGUGGCAGCAGAGAGCACAGCUUUAGCUUUAUUCUUCAACGGCGUGACACACAAAAUCAAACAUCUCAUCUCAUUUCUCUCAUCAGUCUGUUUUUAGAGGUGUUGCCUUCAAUAUGGCGGUCACUGACGCACAGCCAGCGAGAAGCGUGAACGAAACCACUACGUUUAUAAAAAUGAAUCGAUCAAUCACUGUCUGAAUUCAGUGUGGGUUGCGUUUAUGAAUGUGUGAGAUGGGCCGUAAGGGUUGAGAUUUUAGGCUCAUAGCAUCUGCAUGAGCAGCGCCGUGAGCCCUUAUUUCCAUCCGAACAAAGUAAUUCAACUUUAAAACGAGUGUGUUGAUUCAAGGCACUGCACUAAAUUCUGCUUAAAUAUGGUUUUUCAUUCCUUUUAGAAUUGAGGUAGUGAAAUCUAGAAAGGGAGAUGCCACCAUGUUUCAAGAGUUUCACUGGUGUAGACUUCAACCGAGAACUAUUAAUGAAGAGUCUGGUUCCAAAAUGAGAUCAAUUUCAAAAAUCAUGUUUGUUUAUUAUGUUAUGUUUUUACUAAUUAACUGUAUUUUUUUAGUUAUUAUGGCUUAAAUCAAAACAAACCAACAGCAGUUUGAUUGAUAUUAAUUGGAACGCACAAUAAAAAAACAUGAUUUUUGAAUCUCAUUUUGGAACCAAACUCUUCAAAAACUCGCAAAGAUUACAAACUGAGGUCAAGUUUAUACAUUACAUCCCUAACAACCUUUUUUUUCAAGUGUGCUAUCAGUAUACUUCUUUCAAACUAAACAUAAAGUUGAUUUCUGAAAAGUGCACAAAUAGCAAACGGAAACCUCAUGUACUUCUCAUAAAAAAAAAAACUUUGUUGUAAUAUAUUUAUGUUUACUAGCAUUACACAUAAAGGUUACUUCAAAAUACACGUUUAUAAACUAAAAAAUGGCCAAUUUAGUGUCAAGUAAUAUUGACACGUGCGUGUCAUACAAAAAAGUAUGCUUCAAGGUUUACAUUUAUUUAUUGAGCAGAUGUGUUUUUAUACAAAAAUACAACAUAAUUUACAAGGGUAACCCUGCAUUGGAUGCAAUUCCACCGAGAUUGAUAAAUUCUUAAACUAGAUUAUAGCUGACUAUCUAAAUAACAAUGCCACUGAAAUAACUUUGUGUUUUAGCAGCUUUUGUUACUGCCUCAUGUACACAAUUGCGAUCCAAUGACCAAGUGUUUGAGUUUGCAUACAUGUUUGUGUAUAUUUUUGGCUUUAGACUAUAGUUACGACUCAAGAAAAUCAAGGCCACUCUCGUUUUCUUAGACGACCGUACCGAUGAAACACUGAAAGCUCAGGUGGCUCCUCCUCUCAUCCUCGGGGAGGUAUUUAAGGGGGCAUUAUACACAAGAAGUGUUCUGGCUUCAUCCUUGAUUUAUUUCACUUUUGUACAGAUGGAAACAGUCAUCUUGGGCUUUGCGCUACAGACAGAUAAACAAACAACAAAAUGAAAAGAACACAGGACAAAAAACAGCGCCAUUACUUCCAACCCUCGACAAAAAUAAAUCUGUACACAUCUUAUUAAACUUUGGCCUAAACAUCGGCAGAUGGAGACUUUCAGAUUCACCGUUGACAAUGAAGUCAUCACCGUGCGCAAGAAUUAAUCGCUGACCUAAGAUCAGCCGUCCCUGCCUUAAACCCUGCAUCCUUAUCAGCCGUUAUGAUGGGUUUAGUAUGUGUUCAGUAUGGAAAACAAGCAUACUUCCUACUGCACAUACUGGUGAAGUAUGCGAUUCCAAACACAGCGUGACUCCAUUGACAACAAGUCUUUUAACAUUCAAAGCAAGCGAAAGCUCUCUAAGCUGCCUUACCGAACAAUCAUUGACGACAUCUGCAUGACAGAGA
Molecule: messenger RNA, 5941 nt
Organism: Triplophysa rosa
Lineage: Eukaryota; Metazoa; Chordata; Actinopteri; Cypriniformes; Nemacheilidae
Gene: mmd
Product: monocyte to macrophage differentiation-associated
Exons: 7
Coding region: 326-1045 (239 amino acids)
Cellular component (GO): membrane
Molecular function (GO): pore-forming activity
Source: RefSeq, a predicted model, not a curated record